Molecule: messenger RNA, 351 nt
Organism: Passer domesticus (house sparrow)
Lineage: Eukaryota; Metazoa; Chordata; Aves; Passeriformes; Passeridae
Source: the annotation of a RefSeq genome assembly
AUGAACAUAAUCCUAUUCAUACUAGCACUCUCAUUCACCCUAAGCAUGCUACUGACAGCACUAAACUUCUGACUGGCUCAAAUAAACCCAGACCCAGAAAAACUAUCUCCAUACGAAUGCGGAUUUGACCCCCUAGGCUCAGCCCGACUACCCUUCUCCAUCCGCUUCUUCCUAGUAGCCAUCCUAUUCCUCCUAUUCGACUUAGAAAUUGCCCUACUCCUACCACUACCGUGAGCCACUCAACUGCAAUCCCCCAUCACCACUCUAACCUGAGCCUCCCUACUCAUUCUACUCCUUACACUAGGACUAAUCUACGAGUGAGUCCAAGGCGGACUAGAAUGAGCAGAAUAA